Molecule: messenger RNA, 1122 nt
Organism: Odontomachus brunneus
Lineage: Eukaryota; Metazoa; Arthropoda; Insecta; Hymenoptera; Formicidae
Gene: Tfb4
Product: general transcription factor IIH subunit 3
Exons: 6
Coding region: 163-1041 (292 amino acids)
Biological process (GO): regulation of DNA-templated transcription; nucleotide-excision repair
Cellular component (GO): transcription factor TFIIH core complex; transcription factor TFIIH holo complex
Source: RefSeq, a predicted model, not a curated record
CGUCGCAAGCGGUAAUAUUCGCAGUUGUGGUUUGUUCCCAUGUCUCACGAUUGUUUAUAACCUCUUCAAGCCCGGGCGGUGUUUUGAAAAUUUGUCGAUUAUUAUUAUAAUUAUUUUUAUUAUAAUUAAAAAGAAAAAAGGAAACUCUACGUUUGAAGCAUAAUGUCAAGUGAAAUAAGUACCAGCUUGCUGGUGAUCGUGCUGGACGUGAAUCCGGCUCAGAAGAUAGUAAAACAAGAAACUAAGAUACUUUCACAAUGUCUUGACUCCACAAUUGUCUUCGCCAAUGCUCAUCUCAUGCAAUCGUCUAACAAUGAAUUAGCAAUGAUGGCAUGUCACGGUCACAGCGCCAAGUUCCUUUAUCCAUGUGAAAAUGCAGCAGAAAUCAGACAGCUGGAUGGCCAGUAUGAGAGAUUUACAAUGGUAGAGCGUACAGUACGUCUGCAAUUGCAGCGGAUUAUCAAUGAAAUCUCCAUGGAUACUCCAUUAAACACUGAGAGUCUCAUUUCUGGCGCACUCAGCAUGGCAUUGUGUUAUAUUGCUCGGUUGGAACGCGACAAGGUUGCAGGCCAAAAAUUGCAUUCCAGAAUAUUGGUGAUUACUGCUAGCAACGACUCAGCUACGCAAUAUAUGAAUUACAUGAACAUAUUUUUCACAGCACAAAAAAUGAAUGUUAUUCUGGAUGUGUGUAGCUUGGACCAAGAACUGACACUUCUGCAGCAAGGCUGUGACGUUACAGGCGGCAAUUACUUGAAAGUACCGCAACUCGCCGGUUUGCUGCAGUAUUUAUUGUGGGUUUUCUUGCCUGAUCCGAGUGUUAGGACAAAGUUGGUUCUCCCACCACCAGUCAAAGUGGAUUAUAGAGCAGCUUGUUUUUGUCACCAGGAACUUAUUGACAUUGGAUAUGUCUGUUCCAUAUGUUUAUCGGUUUUUUGCAAGUUCAGUCCAAUAUGCACGACUUGUCACACGGUGUUCAAAAUGCCAGGACCCAUGCCAAUGAAGAUGAAGAAGAAGAAGAAAACUGUGGAUAUCGUCCAUUAGGUUUUUAUUGUAUUUUUCAUCAUAUUUUCAUAUUCGUGAUUACAUUGUUCAAAAUAAAAGGAAAAAAAAUGUUGAGUUGCA